Molecule: messenger RNA, 2750 nt
Organism: Triticum aestivum (bread wheat)
Lineage: Eukaryota; Viridiplantae; Streptophyta; Magnoliopsida; Poales; Poaceae
Exons: 2
Coding region: 709-2541 (610 amino acids)
Molecular function (GO): calmodulin binding
Source: RefSeq, a predicted model, not a curated record
AUAUGCACUUACUGUAAAUUAUUCAUUAAAGAAUCGGAUUGGAACCAUUCUACAUGUCCCUGUAGUACUAACUAAUGCUGUAUUAAACAUUGAUUUAACACUUAUGUCAACCAGGCUGCGCCAGUAACUAUCAAUAGCUGGUAGAUUGGGAAUGGGUAAUCAUUGAUUAGUUCUGUGUAUCUAAAGAAACUGAUUGCAGCAAACCCAAAAGACGGAAGAAUUCGAAGGGGACUAAGUAGGGCUUUGCUUGAUUGGCUAAGAUUAUAGUACUAAUUGGAAGGUUGCCUGGCAAAAGUACUAAUUAUAAUGUAGGAAGGAUUGAUACAAAUAGGUGUUAUAACAUGUUUGUGGAGUUAUAAUAUGGAAAUGCUUUUAUGUUAAGACUUUAAUAAGAUAGAUGAAGUAUCGAAUUAGUUGGGUUUGGUGAGAAUUGGUUGAACUGGAGGGAGAAUGGGGGAUCCAUCCAUGCAUACUCUUGGAAUAAGUUCUUUACUAAUAGGUGAUGCAGAUCUUGACCAAGUGUCAGAAACAAAUAGGACAGAGAUGGCUAAAAAAGUUGGUGUGGAAUGUGGUCUUCACUUUUGACCUUGAGAAGUAUUGCACUGCUUAAUUCACUGGAUUCACCGUUUCUGUAAUUUAUUAACCACGCCGAGUGAAUUUUUCAUGUGCUCACACAUGUGUCUGCAAUUGCAGCAUCCUUGCUUCUAAAUGGCCGAGGAGGUGAUCAAAGAGGCUAUCACUUCAACAACUCCUGCAUUAGCUGAGUCGAAGAGAGAAGAUCUCCGGAUAAAUACCACUGAAAUCAUAGAUGGCAACAGUGUGCCGCCCUACCUGAGGAGGAAAGAGAAGCCAGUUCCACAUUACCAGAGAGCAUCCACUGGCUCAUGCCAUGACAAAUGCAAACUUGGUAUUCAUCAUUCUUCCGAGUCUAAGAAAUACUCGCCUGUUCGUGCCUGGCGUCAGGACCGCGCGAACGCCAGGAAUGGAACACACGACCUGGCUCAGGCUGUAGCCAUCCCACAAGGAGACAAAGCAAGAAACAAGAGUCAGACGCUGAAGAUUUCUCGUGUAAAAGAUGGCGCUGCUCCUGGUAAGCCUGAAUUUACCAAGCAGAAGCCACCACUGAAAGGAGUACCUGGUCGUCUUGAAAGCUCUCCAUGUGUAGAGUUAAUAUCAGAUGAAGUACCUGGAACUGUUGUGGCUGGAAACCAGCCAGAUUGUGCGAAGUGCCUCAUCAUCUCACUUGAUGACUUGUCGAGCUGUGGAGAUGGACAAUUGUCAGAGGGAGCUGUAAGCAUUGAGCUGGAUAUGCCGUUGGCCAUCCAGGACAGGGAUGAGUCCGACGAUCAUAGUACGGAUCAUUCUGCAAAUGACUCUGUAAGUUCAGAGAACAUGAGUAAGCAGACUGUGAUGGCAUCAGAGAACCACAAACAAGAUAGGGACGUGACUAAACCACAGAGCUUCUCCCAGGAGUCUGUGAAACCAAACAGGAAAGCAAGGUCGACUAUAACCAGAAACACCAUGUCAAAGCACAAGAGCGAAAUAACAUCACAUGAGAAGGCUGCAGGUACAUCAGCUGGAAGCGGCGAUGGACCAAGGACAACGGCGAAAAAGGCAGAUCCUAGCGUUCCUAACAAGUUCAACAAGGAGAGGAAACUCAACUCCACUGUCACAUCAACUCUUCCAAGGGUGAAGAAAAUCAAAGCACCAUCACCAGCUAGCACGAUGGAUUCAUCUGCCAAACCUGCUACAAAUAAGCAUGCUCCAUCUCCAUCACCUCCUUCAGGGAAGCAAACUGAAAGAAAGAUUACACUGAAUAAUGUUGCCAAGAAUGCUCAACUUUGGCAAAACAAGGGAGAAGAAAAGGUUACAUUGAGUCCACUGAAGCUGUCUCGUUCUACAGUGAGAGCAGUCAGGAAAGAAACUUCUGAUUCCCCAGUGAAGAGUAAGAAGUUUUAUGGGAUAGAAAGUUUUUCUGGGUGCAAGGAUAAAAUAUCGAAGACAGCUUCGCCAAAAAUACGAAAACCAGACGUUAACAACAAAGAGAGACAAUCUCGCAAAGAAAAUGGGGCUAUUGCAAGAACUGAAAUUGCAGGAAGGCCAAAGAUAACAUCCACGCCCUCAUGCAUCAUCAUGAAGUCGCCUCGCAUGCUGAGGUUUCGCCGUGGCAAGGUGCUGAAGCUUGGCAGCAACUCUGACAACAGCACUCCCAGACGAGUACAGUUCAGGCCUGCAUAUGCUACAGAUGACGGCAACAGAAGCAAAUAUCCUGCCAGACGCAGAAUCACCAAGAACAAUGAAGCUAAAACUUCUGCUGCAUCAAAAGAUUCAGGUGCUUCAAGAGCUGAGGUUGUCGUCCUGAGGCAUCAGGGUGCCAAUGACAAAAAGAAGAGCGAGCCGCGAUUAUUCAACAAUGUGAUCAAGGAGACCGCGAGCAGGCUCGUCGAGGCGAGGACGAGCAAAGUGAAGGCCCUCGUUGGUGCUUUCGAGACAGUGAUCUCGCUUCAAGGUAUAAAGCAAGGCAGACCCAGCAUUUCCUGACCUGAAGUUUGCCACGUGAAAUUCAAGUAAAUGUGGGGGUCUCUGGAGUUUCCAUGUUAGAGGUUUCCAGUUGGAGUCCUUGUGCACACUCCUUUGCUUUGGGUUCACAGGCCUACAGAUAAGAAAAAUCACCGAAUAGGAAUAAUUUACUGUGCUGGUAUACUAAACUAAACUUUGUUUCAGUUUACCUAAUUCCAAGAGAGAUUUGG